This is a messenger RNA of Mucor velutinosus, 402 nucleotides long. RefSeq lists its product as uncharacterized. The transcript is spliced from 2 exons. NCBI's taxonomy places the organism in Eukaryota, Fungi, Mucoromycota, Mucoromycetes, Mucorales, Mucoraceae. Bases 1 to 402 code for a protein of 133 amino acids. The record is from RefSeq and is a predicted model, not a curated record.
AUGGCAUUCUUGGAGCGUAAUUUGGAGCAACUCACCAAUGUGCAAAAGCAGCUUGUUGAGCAAAAUUCGUCAUUGAAGAAGGAAGUUGCUCUUGCAGAGCGCAAGCUGAUUGCUCGUAAUGAGCGUAUUCAAAGCCUGGAGACUCUCUUGCAAGACGCCCAAGAGAAACUGAUCAAUCAAAACCAGAAAUUCGAAGCACAACUCCAAGCUGUCCGUGAGCGUCUUGAACAAGCUCGCUCUCAAAAAUCUCAAAAUUCCAUGGCAUUGAACUUUGGUCGUGUCGCUAAACCUCUUCGUGGUGGUGGAGCUGUUGUUGAGAAUGGUGAAAACUCGCCUACUUCACCCACUGAGAAGCGUGAUAAGCGUAACUCUUGGAUUCCUGGCUUUAUGGGAUCCAGAUAG